Lobosporangium transversale is the source of this 1581-nucleotide messenger RNA. RefSeq lists its product as hypothetical. Lineage: Eukaryota; Fungi; Mortierellomycota; Mortierellomycetes; Mortierellales; Mortierellaceae. Gene Ontology annotation, biological process: protein N-linked glycosylation. The transcript is spliced from 5 exons. Gene Ontology annotation, molecular function: GDP-Man:Man(3)GlcNAc(2)-PP-Dol alpha-1,2-mannosyltransferase activity. Gene Ontology annotation, cellular component: endoplasmic reticulum membrane. The record is from RefSeq and is a predicted model, not a curated record. The coding region runs from base 1 to 1581 and encodes 526 amino acids.
AUGUUUUAUUGUAAUGCAAGGAUCUUGAGUAAUUUUAGGGCCAACAGGACAAGGAUUUUUGAACAGCAGGCAAAAGAGAAGGCGGCCAGGGACAAGGAUCAUGGAGGAUCAAAUGCCACGGCAAGUGUAGACGUUGGAGCUGAGGCUAAAGAAGGAGAAAAAAAGGACAAACCCUAUCUUAUUGCAGGAUUCUUCCAUCCUUAUUGUAAUGCAGGAGGUGGUGGGGAACGCGUUCUAUGGACAGCGAUUCGAGAGAUUCAGGAGAAAUAUCCACAUGUUAUAUCUAUCGUCUAUACAGGAGAUACAGAUGCCACAAAGGAUGAUAUCCUUGAACGAGUCCGAACGCGUUUCAACAUUAAUCUAGACUCAUCCUUAGUUGGCAUUGAGUUUCUUCAAAAGCGUUUUUUGGUAGAGAGUACUCAAUGGCCUCGAUUUACAUUAAUUGGACAGAGCAUUGGAUCCGUUGUUUUAGGAUGGGAAGCAUUAAGGCGUGUGGUGCCUGAUAUCUGGAUCGAUACUAUGGGAUACGCAUUUACAUACCCAGCAGCAAGGAUGUUUGGCAACUGUCAAGUGGUGGCCUAUGUACACUACCCAAUCAUUAGCUCUGACAUGAUUGGUCGCGUCGCCAGCCGUGAGAGUGCACACAAUAAUGCUGAUCAUGUGGCCAAGAGUCUAUUUUACACUACACUGAAGCUGAUCUACUAUCGGAUGUUUGCAGUCCUAUAUGCGGUCGUUGGCUCCUUUGCGGAUAUUGUCAUGGCUAACUCUUCAUGGACAAAGGGUCACAUUGAUUCACUCUGGAAAAUUCAAUCGACAGUGGUCUAUCCACCUUGUGAUACUGAAGCAUUUAAAGACUUUUCAUUGGCAAAUCGCGGGAGGAUCAUUGUGAGUGUUGCGCAAUUUCGGCCGGAAAAGGGACAUGGCUUGCAAUUAGAGGCCAUGGCACAACUAUUGAAAGACCAUCCAGAAUACCGCCAAAAGGUGGACCAAGGGGCCAAUAAGGCAGACAAUCCACAAGCAGUACAACUAGUCAUGGUUGGAAGUGCUCGCAACGAGUCGGAUCAACGCCGGAUUCAGCAAUUGAGGGAUAAAGCUGCUGAGCUUGGCAUUUCUGACAACGUGCAGUUUGUAGUGAAUGCUCCUUUUAAGGUCCUUCAAGAGUGGCUAGCACGUUCCAAGAUUGGUAUCCAUGCCAUGUUGGAUGAGCAUUUUGGAAUCGGCGUCGUUGAGUACAUGGCCGCAGGAUUAAUUCCGGUAGCUCACAACUCUGCAGGACCCAAAAUGGACAUUGUACGGCCGUUCCAUAACCAGCCUACUGGGUAUUUGGCCAUUACACCUCAGGAGUUUGCCGAUGCAAUCCACAAAGUGCUCACCACACCUGAUGAUAGACUGCUGGAUAUGCAACUUUGUGCUCGAGAUAGUGUUCAGGAACGUUUCUCAGAAAAAGUCUUUAGCGACCAGAUCCAGAAAUGCUUGCACAAGGUUCUCUCGCGUGAGAAGGUCACCAUCUUUGGAACCAAGCUUAUUGACCCACCACAAGAAGUGCUUGCACUGGCACAAGAACAAACACAAAAAGAGUAA